AUGGGUUCUAGUCCGUCUUCGGCAUGCGCGGUGGGCGGCGACAUCCUCGCAGCCGCGUCAAGCUCCUCCUCCACCGUGCACAGAUGCUAUUUCCCAAUGUGGGUUGUCAAGGUCUCCGACUUCUUGAAGAUGAAGGGACCUCCCGAGCCUCACGGCGCGCUGCAAGCGCAGGCCCUGCUUCACGAAUGGUCUCCGGACAUGUUCGUGAUCUUCGUUUCGCACCAAUGGCUCAGCUACACACACCCAGAUCCGCAGGGUCAGCAGGUGGAGGUGCUUCGGAAGACGCUGGCCGGCUUGAUUGAUGGGUCCCUGCAUGUCACGGAGGAGGUCGUAGCCCUAACCGAUGAGAUGACGAUGUCCGCGAACACGCGCCGGCACAUCGCCAAUGGGUAUCUCUUCUUGGAUUGGUUUGCCAUCCCACAAAUCACGGCGCGGCAGGAAGGGGUGAAUGAGCAGACGAUCAAGAGCGACGCGGCCUUGGCUGUUCAAAGCAUUCCGGCAUACGUGGAGCUUUCGAGUCUGUUCGUCGCACUGGUGCCAGAUUUGAUGCACAAAGAUUCGUCAGAGCUGGUGCAUUAUGCGACAUGGCUGUCUAGAGGGUGGUGCCGCGCGGAAUUGUGGUGCUGGCUAUUGUCAAACAAGAUCGACACCUCGGUCAUCGUCGUGUAUUCCCCUGUGCAGGCGGAGUAUAUGUUCCCGCUCGACUGGCAGCACAACAGCAUUGUGAAGGGAGACUUCACGGUCGAAGCAGAUCGCGAAACAGUCGUUCAUCUCGGAGAAGUGGCCGUGGAAAGCAAGAUCCAUCAUUUGCAGCUGUUGGGCCCGCUGAGCCACUACCGCUUUUACGCGGCCUUGCGGCCAAAACUUUUAUGCCAAGCCUCGGCAAAUCGAGAACUGAAAGGAUUCUUGCAUCAUUUUCAUUUCAGCAGCCUGGAAGAAGCUGUAUGUGACACGAGCAGCAUGAGUGGAGUGAUGUGUGCUGUAUUGUCUGGCGACACGGGCAUGUUACGCUUACUGGCAGAGAGCAGGGCGGACAUGAAUCAAACCAUGCACGGCCUCAGUGACUUGGGGUAUUAUGACACGCAGACGAUGCUCAUGGCAGCCAUAAAGUCGAGGCAAGACCCUUCCAUGCUGACUACGCUCAUUGAGCUGCGUGCAGAUGUCAAUGGACGCUCCAGGACAGGUCUGCCGGCGUUGUACAUGUGCAGGUCUCCCGACCACGUGAAGGUACUGCUGGAAAGUCGCGCGCACCUUGCAAGCUACGCCUUGCUGGGUGCUGCAUCCUUUGCGGGCCCAGACACGGUCCAGGCGCUUCUCAGCGCCCGGUGUCAUCCCGGCGGGAUGGGCACUGCUGUCUAUGGCCCUUUGCAUGCGCUGGCCGUUUUCGGGCGGAGCAAUCGCCAAGCUGUUGAGUCUGCAAAGCUCCUGCUGGAGUGCCGCGCGGAUGUGAACAUGCGGUGCAGCCCGACAGGCAAGACUCUCUGGGAUGCUCGCUGGUCUCGUCUCCGAGAGGCUCUUGUGGGCACCGCGAACUGCACCAUGCGGACCCGAUGGUUGGCUUCCAUGCCCGGCAUGUCACCCUUGGGCUGCGCAGCCUUCGCCGGACAUUGGCAGCUCGCGCAGCUGUACCUGGAUUAUGAGGCCGAGCCGUCCCCCAACGAUCGGGGCGAAUGGCCAGAAGAUCUGGCCCGCAACAAUCACCAUCAUCACCUUAUGCCCUUGCUGGCCACCUUCGCCACAUAG
Molecule: messenger RNA, 1743 nt
Organism: Symbiodinium natans
Lineage: Eukaryota; Dinophyceae; Suessiales; Symbiodiniaceae
Source: the annotation of a GenBank genome assembly